This is a messenger RNA of Priceomyces carsonii, 3840 nucleotides long. Its product is annotated as translation initiation factor 3 subunit. The coding region runs from base 1 to 3840 and encodes 1279 amino acids. Gene Ontology annotation, cellular component: cytoplasm. NCBI's taxonomy places the organism in Eukaryota, Fungi, Ascomycota, Pichiomycetes, Serinales, Debaryomycetaceae. Gene Ontology annotation, molecular function: mRNA binding; protein binding. The transcript has a single exon. The record is from RefSeq and is a predicted model, not a curated record. Gene Ontology annotation, biological process: intracellular distribution of mitochondria.
AUGAGUGAUAAUCAGAAUGGAGAUUCUAAUGGGACGCUUGAAGCCCGGAUUAUAACAAUUAAACUUCGCUUUUCAAAAAAAUUAGAAUUGGAUGAGGAAGUGUUAAAAAUACCUAUUUCGAUCUCAGAUACUUUAGCGGAUUUAAAACAAUCUUUGGCGAUUUUACAGCUCACUCGUAAUUUCACAAACUAUAAGAUCAUAUACCAAAAUGUGGAUAUCUUGAAUGAAUUUGAAGAACUUACUACCUUGCUGUCUGUUGCGGACCAAGUUGGGACUCAAUUGUCUGAUGAAGUGGAUAUGACAUUCGUUGAAUCUUCUUAUAAUUUGGCCCUUGUGUAUGAGCAUUUGAUUAGAUUUAGAGAGUCAGUAGGCUUACACUUUUUAGAUAGGGUUGCGCUGGAUUUUGGUGUUUUGGCUGGAACAUCGAGCUUCAAUCAGUUGGGUCUUUCUUACGUCAAAAGGAGGACCGAUAUGAUGGAUAAAGACAACGAGAAAGAUGAAAAAAAUACGGCUGAAACCCCUUUACCUCCGAUAGUCCUAUCCGAUGAAGAGAUAUCUGAGUUGAAAGAAAUCUCUAGUAAUAUAAUCUCACAAGAAUCGAUAUCCUUAAAUUCAUAUGGGCACCUUGAAUCAUUUAAUAGCAUCUUAAAGGUCCCCUUUAGACUGCUUACUAUUUCUCAAUGGUCACCUGUUCCAGCGGCAUUUAGAUUUAAAGGGGAUUUACUCUACUUAAUGUUGCAAACUUUGGAAAAUGAAACUUAUCAUAUCACUUGUCACCGUACUGGUUUUUACGUUAAUAGAUGCUCUAGCAUUAACUUUAAUAGAGAUCCAAAGUUAGACCAAAAAUCUGCCAUGCUUGAGAAUUAUACCCUUUAUGGUUUAAUUAAUAAGUUGUCUUCCUCAUUCUCGAACGUCAUCAGGGAAAACGAACUGAAUUUGGCGGACUCGUCACUCUAUCCAGAGACAUACUUAUUGCCAACAAACUCUUUCGUGUCCAAUCCUUGGCUAGUGAGUCAAGUGGAAGCCAAUUUGCCUGAUUUCUCCAGAUCACAAUUACCUUUGAUUUCUAACGGUGUUGACGGUGAGGGUUAUAUUAAAGAGUGGAAUGAGGACAUUCAAUCCAUCAGAGAAUUACCAAAGAAUACAGUAGAGGAAAGAAUUUUGAGAGAAAAAUUGCUUAGCAAAUCUUUGUAUGAGUUUAACAAGAUUGCUACUAAAACAGCGAUCAAUAUCAUCGAAGGAAAUUUUGCACCGAUGAAUCCUAAUGAUCCGGAGAAUCAGCAUAUCUUUUUAAGGAAUGGAAUCUUUUACUCGUUUCCAUCCAAUUCAUCUGGUGCAUUUGAUUCGUCCGGUGGUGCUGCUGCCGCCAGAUACACCUCAAGCAAAGAUUUAAGUGCCAUCAGGAUUUUAAAUAGACUCGAUAUAAGUGGUGUAUCUCGUUUAAUCACCUGUGUCGUCGACUUCUUAGGUAAGAGGGUCAUCUGUCAGGCACCUGUUCCCGGAAUAUUGUCCAACACUGCAGAUGAUACAUCUGAGAAAGUUUCAUAUGGAUUGAUGACUGAUGGUGUUGGUAUAGCUAAUGAUUCCUCCUUUGUCGACGGUAUGAAGUCAGUUGCUGAGGUAUUUCAUUUAUCUCCUCAUAAAGUACAAACGUCUAAUGAGGUGGUUGAACUUUUGACUUCGAAGGAUACCAAAGGUAUCAUUGGUUCUGACCAACGAAGAUAUGUGAUGGAUCUCUUUAGAACUGCACCCUUGGAUAUCGAGUUUAUUGAAGCCCAUUGGAAAGAAGGAACUGAGAACUCUUAUCCUCAUAGAGAGACUCUUGUGAGACAUGAAGCUGUUGAGGAAUGGUGGAAGCGUAGAGCAUCUGUAUUAUUUAAGGAAGAGAGUGAAAGGCUCGAGAAGGAGGGUAAAGCGGUUGAGCUAAAAGAAGGUGAGAGGCCAAGUAUCGGUUUGCCAGUAGAUCACAUUUCCUUCAAUCCAGAUGCUUUCACUGGCAUUGAAACUUCCAAGGAGGAUGAACUGGUUGUGAGGGAGAUCUCAAAAUUCGUAAAAGACAAUUUGAUUGAUGAGUUCUUGAACGAAUUUCCUUCUCAGUUAGCACCUUUUGAUGGUGCCCAUUUGUCCCUGACUUUACAUAAGUAUGGUAUUAAUCUAAGAUAUUUGGGUCUUAUUGCCACUAGCGCGCUAGAAAGAAAAAAUAAGGAAGAGGCAGCUUUGAAGGAUACCAUUGCGAAAAAUGAUGCCUUGUUAGUUCAGGAGGCAGAAAACCCUGUUGAUAAAAAGGAGGGGAAUGAAUCUUCAAAGAAAUCCUCUGAAGAACUGAACGGCAUGGACAAAGAAGAAAACUCAAAAGCUAAUUUUGAACCAGUAGUCUCUAACUACGACGCUUUAUACAAGUUGUCUGUUCAAGAAAUGAUUUCCAGGGCCGUCAAACAUUUAUUACGCGAAUUAACCAUUAAGGUGCCAUUUGAUUUGAUCCCUAAUCUUAUUGUACAUUUCCAUAACUGUCUUUUAGGAUCUGAUAUCAAUCCAGUGCCUGAAGCUGAAUUUGAUCAUGGUUUCGAAACAACUGAAUCCGAGGCUCUGCAUUUUGCAACCUUAACAAGUGAAAAGAUAUUUUCUAUGUUGGCUUCUGAAGUUUUUAUCCGUUUCAGGUUUCUUUUGCCUAGUGAUUGGCUUUAUCAUAUAGUAGAGCCAUUACAACUAUUCCGUGAGAUUGCCUUGAAAUUCGGGAUUCAAUGGAAGAGUCAGAAUUAUCACUUCACUAAGGAACAAUUUAAUGCAGCCGAGCCUAUAGAAAAAGAAGAGCCUAAAACAAUAUCUAAGAAGAACAAGAAAGGUAACAGUCAAGUAAUGGAGAAGAGAGUAAAGCGAAAGACCACUUUUUUGGUAGAUGAUUUGAUAAAUUUCACCCCACUUAUCAAAAAAUCAACUUAUAGAGCCACAAUCGUCGAUGACAUUUUCGAAUCUGCGAAAAUGUUUAUUGUAAAAGGCGAGAAAGAUCUUGGUGUAUCAUACUUAAACGACUUGGCUGCGAUUUACGAACAAAUCUAUGGUCGCGUUGAUGCCGAAACUGCUGACUAUUAUAUAACCGUCUCGCAGAUGUAUGCCGAACUUGGUAUGACGUCGGAGGCCUGUGAUUUCGCGAGAAGGGCUGUGAUCUUGAAUGAAAGGGUUAAUGGUUUUGACUCUUAUGAAGCUAUCUCGACAUAUAUUAACGCUGCUUACUACGAAUUUCUUAAUCAAGAUUUAAUUAGCUCAUUUAAGUUGUACAAUAAGGCAAUAACGAAAUGGACAUUGGUCUACGGUGAAGAUCAUCCUUCUUUCGUUACAACUUUGACAAAUUUGGCUGGGAUGUUGCUGGAAAUGAAGUUGCACAGUAAUGCCCUCAAAGUAUUAGAGAAAGCUUUGGAGAUAUCUAAGCGAAUAAAUGGAAGAGAUUCCCAACUCACGGGAUUAAUCUUCUAUAGAAUAGGUACAACAUUGACUAGUUUGAGUAAAUUUAAGGAUGCUAGGGAAUCGUUAAAAGCUUCAAACGAAAUUUUUACUAGAGUAGUGGGUCCGGAAGAUUUCUUUUCUAGAGAAUCUUCUAAAUAUGUAAGCAACCUUACGACCUACUUAAACUAUAUGGCGUACGAAGAGCAAAAGAAAAAAGCAAAUCAGCAAUUACAUAGUAAUUCAAAAACUAAGACAAAGGGAGCAUCUAAGACAUCUUCGAAAACUAAGAAUAACAGAAAGGGUACUACUGUUCAACUGGAUCCUGAGAUAGCUUCGAAAUCCAUCGAAGAAAUUUUAGCGUUCAUUGAAAACAAGACUCCUUCUAAAACUAAAAAAUGA